AUGGACAAACUUGAUAAAAUAAUUGCUUAAUUAGAUGAAUUAGAAAUUAGUCAAAAGCAUAGAGAAGAUUUGAUUAAGCGCAAUCAAAGUACUUAAAUACUAAAGUUACCAAAAGUAUAAUCAAUAGAUUAAUAUAGGUGAUAUUAAUUCAAAGAAUUUGUGGAUUUUUGGAUGACUAAGAUCUAUAUAGAUUUACAGCUACUUGUUCAUCAAUGAGAAAGAUAAUGUUCUGUCCUUUAGGAUUUAAAUUAUUGACUUUAAGUCGAAAUGCAUAACAUAUAGUUGGAGGAACCAAAUAGCAAUAACAAUUACUUAAGAAAGAAAAAUAAGAGAUUAUUUCAAGUGGAAAUAUAUCUGGAAAUAAUAGUAUAUUUGAUUCAGAAGAAGAUGCAUUGGCUCAAUUAUAAGCAUUAAAAUCUGUAAAAGAAUUUUUAACUACUAAACUUCAAUCAUCUUAAGCAUAAAUAUAAAAUUUAGAGGAUUUGAUAACUGAUUCAUCUGAUACAUUAAAAUAUGAGAAAUCAGUUAAUUUAAAAUUGCAAUCUAAAAUUAAUAUAUUACAAAACUAACUCUCUAUUUCUGAAUUACAAAGACAAGAUGUAAAAGAAAAUUUAUCUGAAUUAAAUUCUAAAUACAAUAAGAUAGUAAUUCUUAUUUCAAACUUUAGAUUAGCUAAAUGGAAUAGGAUAGAGUAGCACUCUAAGAUGAGAAAGAUAAAUUAUUGGGUCACAAGAAAGUACUUGUUCAAGAAGUCUAUAGAUUGAGAGGAUAGGUUUCAUAAAUGGAAGAGGAUCAAAAUAAUUAUCAAUCAGCUCUAAAAUAAGUUAAAUCUUUUAUGGAUACAAUUGAAUUGAAACCUAUUUGA
Molecule: messenger RNA, 865 nt
Organism: Paramecium pentaurelia
Lineage: Eukaryota; Ciliophora; Oligohymenophorea; Peniculida; Parameciidae
Source: the annotation of a GenBank genome assembly